AUGGAUUCUCACCUGGGCAUCUGGUUCUUAGGAAAACGUCUGAAUUAUUUAACGUUUCUAAAAAUGCAAAUGCGAAAAGCGAGCACAAGAUAAGUGACUCUGAUAGGUAGUCUCACGAUGUAGCAAGAGCUACCACUGUAAACCACAAUUGUACUUGUUCUAAACACGUAUCUUUUAAAAGAUCACGCUUCAAAACGGGCUUGUAAAGCGAGAAAAUAUCAAGUGCUCGUCUGACCAGCAAUUAAGACUGCCUUCAAGUCCUGCGGUGCCGACUGCAGUUCAUCUUAAAGUACAUUGGAUUUCAGUGCUUAUCUUAGGCACCUGCAAUCUCUAGGGGGAAAUAGGAUUAGGGUAGUUGACCGCCAAAAACAUUUUGAUAUAUACCACUGGCUCACCACAUCAUGUCCAAGUGGAAGCAAUUGUCGACCCUCGUGCGAAACAAAGAGUUCUUUGAGCGAGUUCCYRCUAGCUAUGUUUUCACACCAAACMGAGAUGACGUGAUAAAUUCAAGGCUGAGAUUGCGUUACAGUUCAACAUGUGACACUUACUAUCGUGAUUGGCAAGAUUCUAUCAACCUCGUUUCCAAUAAUGUGAUGCCCGGAUGGGAAAAAGGUGUUUUUGCACUCGAUUCAGUGUACAGGAAUGUUGACGAGGAAGCUGGCGAGGUCUAUUUUGAUCGAACCAAACACAGCACCACCGGUAACUUAAAAUGGAAGUUUGACUUUAAUAGCUGUGGUUUGUUAGUGAACGAGGUGAUUAUACGCCUUAACUACCUCGAUAGCCAUGGAGGGGAAAUUACGACGACAAUCGUUGGAGAUUCUGGAAAGAGGGUUCGUUAUUUAAAAGGAGGAGAAUAUGUGACGUACUCUGAGCUUGAGAAUUCUAAGGAAGUCAUCAUAGUCGUUCAUUUUAUCGGCGACACAAAUCAGAUUACGAAACUCUUCCCACAAACAAUAAUGGGUGGAAUUGGUUAUCCAAUGGAUAUCAAAAUAUUACUCAAGCCUCCUUUUGAAUCGUUGGGAAGACCAAGAGUCCUUCUCGGUUUGAUGUACAGCAGCGCACAGGAAAUCCAAGUCGACUCGCGACACUACAAGGAAAAUGGAAGUACCGAAACAUGUCGGGGUUUCCUUCAUGUUCAUAUUUAUGAGGCAAAAGAUCUUCCUCAACAAAGGGGAAAAGCACUGGAUWCUUCUGGAAAAUGCUAUUUACUGCCAAGCAAUAAGAAAGUCAAGUGCAAAUCAGUAUCUAAAAAAGGGGGAAGCCCUGUUUGGAACGAGCAGUUUUUGAUUGUAGGCGUUGGAUAUACAGAGAUCAAGAAACAAGCUUUGGAAUUUUGUCUUGUCAGCAAACAGAAGAAGUCGAAAAAACUGAUCGGAGGAUUUCGAUUAAGCCUUGGAUAUCGACAAAUCAUGGCAGCUCAAGCGGGAAAAGCAAAUACUGUUAUAUCCAAACUGUUGUUAAAGCCUUUACCAACAGACGAACGACAAAGUGAUACAGAUACGGAAAUGAGAGGUUUAGCUCGACUAGCGAUUGCUAUUGAGAAAAAAGACCAACAUGUUCAGAAAAACGGUACCCACCACGCCCAGAUAAAUGGCAGCGCGAAGGACUCCGCCAUAAAAUCAGUCCAUCCUGGGGUUGAUACUAGUAAAGCAUGGAARAUCACAAGUAUGGACGAGCUACGAAGUCUUGAUCGUACAAUCACUGCUCGUGGAAGUCAACAAUCUCUUGAGGAUGACUGCGGUAGCAAUGUUUCGAAAGACAUUCUAUCUUCGACAUUCUAUGAUUCUCUACAGAUCAAUGGUUCUUUACCGAACAUUAUUGAACAAAACAGUGUUUCAAAAGAACUUGUUGUUUCUGAUACAGCGAUCAACCAAUCUUCAAAUACAACAUCAAAUGAGAAAUUUAGUUUGAAUUUGAACACUGAAAAUAAUGGCAACCCCUCAAGAACACAUGAAAACAUGCAAGAUGUGACCGAGAUUUCAACCAAACUUUGGCUGCAGAGAAACGAGGCAAAUAGACAUUGUAGAAACUCGCCUUUGCAAACGAGAAAACCUGCCGAACUGAAAAUGAAGAAAGAAUGCAUCGAAGAAAACAACAACAAAGAAAUAGACAAGAGAAGAAGCCAGUCAACUGCUGAUAUCGCUGAGGAUGAUCACUCCUCAGUCUCGUGUUCUUCUGCACUAUCCAGACGAUGGAGUUCCGAUCGUCACAUCAAGAAAGACGAGAAAAAGAAGAAGAAGAAGACACAACUUGAGACAAUUCUCGGAGAAGGACUCGACGAAAUGACAUUAGAUGCGGUGGGUCUUGAAGUAAAACAAUGGGAGAAUGUUGUCAAUCGUCCAAAACAAUGGCAUUACAGUUGGCAAAUUCUCAGGAAAGACAUGAUUCCGGUACAUCACUGUAAAACAUAAUUCAACUUUGCAUUACAUGUACAAUGCAUGUUGCGUUUUAAAACAUAUCACGCGCGGGAUAGUCCUGAUGUCAACCAACUCAGAAGACCUACGAUGAAAGGUGGAUUUCUAUGUACUCGAAAUGCUAUCGUUAUUAUUAAUAAAUCUCUAAAAACCUG
Exaiptasia diaphana is the source of this 2569-nucleotide messenger RNA. RefSeq lists its product as uncharacterized. Bases 402 to 2411 code for a protein of 669 amino acids. Lineage: Eukaryota; Metazoa; Cnidaria; Anthozoa; Actiniaria; Aiptasiidae. Gene Ontology annotation, cellular component: cytoplasm. Gene Ontology annotation, molecular function: neurexin family protein binding. The record is from RefSeq and is a predicted model, not a curated record. The transcript has 7 exons. Gene Ontology annotation, biological process: exocytosis; glycoprotein catabolic process.